Paramuricea clavata is the source of this 486-nucleotide messenger RNA. Lineage: Eukaryota; Metazoa; Cnidaria; Anthozoa; Malacalcyonacea; Plexauridae. The record is from the annotation of a GenBank genome assembly.
AUGCAACGUGCCCGUGAAACUGGCCUGAAGUUCAACAUAGAGAAAUGCCAAAUUAGAUGCGAAUCUAUACCCUUCUUUGGUCAUGUUGUUGGUGCAGAUGGUCUUCGGCCUGACCAGAAGAAGGUUGAGGCUAUUCGUUCCAUGGAUCCGUCAAACAAUGUUGCUGACCUUCGAACAUUUCUUGGUAUGGUGCAAUUCCUGAGUCGCUUCGUACCAGAUUUGGCGACAUUGGCAGCAGACCUAUGGGCACUAACGAAGACCACUAGUGAAUUUGUUUGGAGUCCUGAGCACGAUGCCGCAGUGGACAGGAUGAAGAAAGCAAUCACCUCUCCAAAGUCCCUGCAACACUUCAAUAGCUCAGAGCCUGUUACAAUCCAAGUGGAUGCAUCGCAGGGCGGUAUUGGAGCCGUUCUCCUCCAGGACAAAGGUCCAGUACGUAGAGUUUGCAAGCAAGCUUCUAACAGAGACGGAGGCUCGUUACUCUAA